Suillus subalutaceus is the source of this 978-nucleotide messenger RNA. RefSeq lists its product as uncharacterized. Bases 1 to 978 code for a protein of 325 amino acids. The record is from RefSeq and is a predicted model, not a curated record. Lineage: Eukaryota; Fungi; Basidiomycota; Agaricomycetes; Boletales; Suillaceae. Gene Ontology annotation, cellular component: TIM23 mitochondrial import inner membrane translocase complex. Gene Ontology annotation, biological process: protein import into mitochondrial matrix. The transcript has 7 exons.
AUGUCGGACGUGCACAACUUCAAGGAUUCGAGGGCAUUUGGAUUAUGUCGCAGGUCGUUUGUGACUCACCAAGACGCUGCAUCUUCAUUACUUUCUUCCGCGCUUGACCAGAAACAGCGCGGGACGCGUCUGAACCGAGAGGACUCAGUAGGGCCGUUUACGCUUGGAAUAUCUCAAGGCUCCCUCAAGGGAAAGAAAGUAAAACAGUGGUCCGAGCUGAGCACCGGUGGCAAGGUGAUUCGAACAACGCAGCGCACUUCGAAUCUUGCUGUCAUUCUUUUGGGUGCCGGGCUUUCUGCCGUGCUCAUAUAUGCCCUUACAUCAGAGUUGUUCUCAAGGAACUCGCCUACCGUUGCAAAAUACCUGCGAGCACCUCUUAUAUUCCACAAUAAUCCACCCUCCUCCACACGACCGAGGCACAGGCAUAGGCACGUUUCAUCCCAAGUCGCUGUAGAUUCUUCAGGGCGAGAACACAUGCUCCUAAACUUCUACGUACAAGGGUCGUCUUCCGCUAAAUCAGCUCAGCAAGCCGAUGAAGAAGCAGGCCCUUCAUACAUUGAGUCUCUGAGUUCCCUGACUCUAGAUGAAACCAUAGCGCUUGCGAAGGAGAAGCUGGAGUCGAUCGGGCAAUCUGCAAAACGUGCAUUUAGAUACUUGAGUGGCGAUGUCGCUCCAUCGCCCGCACCUCACCCACAACUGUCAACUAAUGACAGCCAGGAGAACGAAAGAAAACAGGAGAAGGGCAUGUGGAGCUUUGCUGGACUGUUCUCAGGAUUGAAGGGACGCAGAAGCGGCGUUUCAUGGACAGAAGGAGAGGUCCAUGCUGAUCUUGUCCGGAACGACGAGGGCUACUUCGUCUUCCGGUAUCUCCUGAUUGACCUUCCAAAUUCAGAAACCCGGAACCCAGUGAGGGUAUUCAUUGAACGAGCACCAGGUGUACGGGAGAAUGAGCCCAUCAUGCGAUUCACUUCGGCAUAG